Messenger RNA from Olea europaea var. sylvestris, 841 nucleotides. Its product is annotated as wound-induced protein 1. The record is from RefSeq and is a predicted model, not a curated record. The coding region runs from base 231 to 557 and encodes 108 amino acids. The transcript has a single exon. Lineage: Eukaryota; Viridiplantae; Streptophyta; Magnoliopsida; Lamiales; Oleaceae.
CCCAUUUCAUUUCCCAACAGUUUUCACUACUUCCCUCAAUUUCUUCGCUACAAUUUGCUCCCUUUCAGGAACUGGCUAACCCUCAAGAAACUCUGGAGGAUACUCAAAACAAGGGGGUGGUGAUCGCCCUAUAUGACGCCUUAAAGAUACGCGACGUGGAGGCAAUCCAGAAGAUUCUUGCUCCAGAUCUUGAGUGGUGGUUCCAUGGCCCGCCGUCUCACCAGUUUUUGAUGCGCUUGCUCACCGGCACAACCGAAGAAGACUCCACCAGUUUCAUUUUCCUCCCCCACCGCAUCUCCGCCUUUGGCUCGACGGUGCUCGUUGAGGGUUUCGAUCAGACCCGUUCCAUUGCCUGGGUACACGCCUGGACUGUGACGGAUGGGAUAAUUACUCAGGUCAGAGAGUAUUUCAAUACGUCCCUGACUGUGACGCGUUUCGGGAAGACAGACCAAUCAGGUUACAGCAAUAUCACGUCACUCCAUUGCCCUUCGUUGUGGGAGAGUAGUCUCCCAAAUCGGGUAGGUAAAUCAGUCCCGGGUCUUGUUCUUGCUAUAUAAGGAUUCGGAUUCGGGUUUGAAUUAUAUUGUGCGACGAUACCUAGACGAAUAAAGUAGUGUGGGCUUUCGUUUAUUUUCUGUUUUUUGUAUGGGCUGAGGGAGCACCGUUUGAUCUAAUAUAUUCUUGGGGAUGUGAGAUUUUUAACGGUUGGGAUUGAUUAGGGAGGUUUUUAUUGUGUGUUUAUUGGUGUUGAUAAGGGACCCACGAUGAUUGGGAGACCCUUCUACUUUGAUCAUGUGUUUGUUUGGUUUACAAUAAUAAAGUUAUCGUGUGAUUGGAUUAA